Molecule: messenger RNA, 1328 nt
Organism: Salarias fasciatus (jewelled blenny)
Lineage: Eukaryota; Metazoa; Chordata; Actinopteri; Blenniiformes; Blenniidae
Product: acyl-coenzyme A thioesterase 5-like
Exons: 4
Coding region: 63-1328 (421 amino acids)
Biological process (GO): acyl-CoA metabolic process; fatty acid metabolic process
Molecular function (GO): fatty acyl-CoA hydrolase activity
Source: RefSeq, a predicted model, not a curated record
CUGGGUCUCUAAUUCAAAAACAGCCUGAACAUUUGAAGAAAAGAACAACAAAGUUUGGGAACAUGGCGUCCCAAGUGAGACUGUGGCUGCUGCCAAGGGCGCGCUGUUUGUUUGACGAGCCGGUCCAGGUGAAGGUGGCAGGGCUGAGGUCCAGGCAGGUGGUCACGAUGAGAGCCAGAUCUAUCGAUCAGAAGAACAUGGUGUUCGGCUCCGAGGCCACCUACCGGGCAGACGAGAGAGGCGAGAUCGACCUGAGCAGAGACCCCUCGCUCAGUGGGAGCUACGUCGGGGUGGAGCCCAUGGGCCUGCUGUGGUCCAUGAGGCCAGAGAUCCCGCACAGGAGGUUUCAAAAAGCUAAUUCGCAGCAACCCCAUGUGGUGAAGUUCUCUGUGCACGAGGAAGGGGAGGGCAAGAUGCUAGCAGAGGCGACCAAUGAGAGGCUUUUGAUGAAAGACGGGGUCAGCCGAGUCCCUGUCACAGAAGGGAAUAUUCGAGGAGUAUUGUUCAUUCCUCCAGGGCGUGGUCCUUUCCCUGCUUUGCUGGAUCUGUACACUCUGGGAGGAGGUGUGGCGGAGAAAAGAUCCGCUCUUCUUGCCAGCCGAGGCUUUGUAGUUCUGACAGUUUCGCUUUACGGCCGCAGUGACAUUUCAAAUGAAACCAGGAAUAUCCAUUUAGAUUAUUUUGAAGAGGCGAUAAAGUUUUUAAGAGCACAAAACAAGGUGGGCGGUAAAGGAGUUGGAGUAAUAUCACUUUCCAAAAGUGGAGAUCUGGCACUUUCAGUCGCCUCCUUUCUGCCGGGUGUUGAGGCCACAGUGUGGAUCAACGGCUGCUCUGCCAACACAGCGUUCCCCCUCUUCUAUAAGGAAAAACAAAUCCUCCCCCCAUUAAAUGCUGAUCUGGCAAAAGCUGAAGUCACCGAGUCAGGGGCCUACAUGUGUAAACGGUGUCUGACCAGGUCUUCAACUGAGGAGAACAAGGACACUUUGGUCCCCAUUGAACAAGCCAAGGGACAUUUUCUCUUUGUGGCCUCUGAGGACGACCUGAACUGGGACAGCAAGGGCUUCAUGGAGCAGAUGGUGGAGAGACUGAAGCAUCAUUGGAAGGAGAACUUUGAGAGUGUGUGUUACCCUGGAGCCGGGCAUUACCUAGAGCCACCUUACGGACCCUACUGCCCCUCCAGCAUACACUCACUCAUAGGCAAGCCAGUGCUGUGGGGCGGUGAGCCCGGGUCCCACUCGGCAGCUGAGAUCCACCUGUGGAUGAAGAUCCAGGAGUUCUUCAGGACUCACCUGAGAUGUGACGGUCCACCAGCUGAAGCAAAGCUGUAG